GCCCAGCCUGCGAAUCGCUAAUCUUUUCCUUCUUUUAUCGCAGGUGGCCACGGUAGGGGUAAAAAGAUGUUUGGCCGUGUUGGAGGUCAGACUUUCCGGUGUGUCGUGCGCAGCCCGAUCGCGCGGAGGAGACUCUGUGAGCGUAAAUUCUCGGCAUAUACAACCAGUGCCAACCCCAGUGCGAAUGCACCUUCUACAGCAUCACCGUUAGGGAGCAUCACUUCGGAGCUUGAUCGGAUUGCUCCAUGCUUUGAGGUCCCGGCAUCACGCAUCACAAUAUUGGACUCACCCGCUACCUUCUAUAGCACGCUCAAGAAUAAGAUCCGAAAGGCCCGGAAGCGUGUUUAUCUCUCUACUCUGUAUAUAGGAAAAUCAGAGCAUGAGCUCAUCGAGACCUUGAACCAGGCUCUACAUGAUAAUCCCGAUCUCAAAGUGUCUAUCCUGACGGACGCCUUACGAGGAACUCGUGAAACGCCAAAUCCCUCCUGCGCUUCGCUUUUGGCUUCGCUGGUCGCUGAGCAUGGCUCGGAAAGGGUGGAAAUUCGCAUGUUUCAUACUCCAAACCUGACGGGAUUGAAGAAGAGAUGGGUCCCUAGGAGAAUCAACGAGGGCUGGGGCCUUCAACACAUGAAGUUAUAUGGCAUUGACGACGAGAUUAUCCUCUCUGGAGCGAACCUCUCGAACGACUACUUUACGAACCGUGUAGAUCGAUAUCAUGUCUUCAACUCCAGAGAAUUAGCCGAUUAUUUUGCCCGCAUCCACCACGCUGUGUGCAGUCUGAGCUACCUAGUUCUACCAGACCCUCAUAAUACAGCUGGGUAUCUUUUAGACUGGCCAACAGCCAACGGUGCAGUAUCUCCAUUAGAGGAUCCCGAGAGCUUCGUCUCCUACGCCUCGACAGUCCUGACCCCUCUUAUUCGACCGACCGACACAAAAUCUGCACUUGAACCGAAAUCCUCCGACCAAACAUAUGUGUACCCCGUUGCACAGUUUACGCCGCUUCUAAAGCCCGAUACCUCUACGGAGUUCCCUGCGGUUACCACCAUCCUCCGUAUGCUUUCAAGCACCUCCACGUUUUCAGGUGCCCGCUGGUUGUUCACCGCCGGCUAUUUCAACAUCCAUCCUGUUCUCUCUUCACUGUUGAUCGCAAGCACGUCAACCUCACACACCGAAUCCACCACCCGUGGCACCGUGCUCACAGCUUCCCCCUGGGCCAAUGGUUUCUACGGCUCUCCCGGUAUUUCCGGCAUGCUCCCUGCAGCAUACACCCAUCUCUCAGCCCGGUUCCUCGAUCGCGUAGCCGAAGCGCAAAGGACAAAUUCCAUUCAGCUGAAAGAAUGGCGACGCGGCACGGUCGGAGAACCAGGCGGUUGGACCUACCAUGCAAAAGGUCUAUGGAUCACACUACCCAAAGAAGAACAUCCCAGUCUUACCUUCGUUGGGAGUAGUAACUACACCAAGCGCAGCUACAGCCUUGAUCUUGAGGUUGGUGCGCUGGUCGUCACUGGCGAUCAGGAGUUGAAGCGGAGGCUUGGCGCAGAGACCGAAUGGUUACAGAAGGAGUCUCAGGCUAUCUCAAGGGAUGAUUUGAGAAGGACCGAACGCCGAGUUAGCUGGAAUGUGCGUCUGGCUAUGUGGAUCGUCGAGAAAGUUGGUGGUGCCUUAUAGACUGAUUGGGACAACUUGCUGUGGGAGGUUGGAGGGGGGGGGGGCGCAAACAAUCUAUGAUUGCGAUAGAGUUUU
Molecule: messenger RNA, 1743 nt
Organism: Aspergillus alliaceus
Lineage: Eukaryota; Fungi; Ascomycota; Eurotiomycetes; Eurotiales; Aspergillaceae
Product: CDP-diacylglycerol--glycerol-3-phosphate 3-phosphatidyltransferase
Exons: 3
Coding region: 67-1668 (533 amino acids)
Biological process (GO): cardiolipin biosynthetic process
Cellular component (GO): mitochondrion
Molecular function (GO): CDP-diacylglycerol-glycerol-3-phosphate 3-phosphatidyltransferase activity
Source: RefSeq, a predicted model, not a curated record